GGAAAUUUUCAAUCCAAAAAAGAUCGAAAAUCCUCCUUUAGCUGAUUCUGACAAGUUUGAUUUUACCGAUCCCAAUACUAGAAAUCCAUUUCGAAAUAGUAGCAAACCAGUGAGUGCUUCUGAAAAAGCGGAAGCCUCUAAGCACACGGAAAAGUUAGCUUUGAAGCAUGUCAAACCUGAGAAAAAAGCAAGUCAAAAUUCAUGGUGGAAGUUCUGGUCGAGUGAAGAAAAAGAACCGAAACCAGUUGAGAUUAAAGUAGAUCCUGUUUCGAAGUCAGUUGGAAAUCAGCGUGACAGUGUCAAAUUAGUCAAAAAAACUGUCAACCCCGAAAAGAGUUCAGCUAACAGAAAGCAAAUGUCUUCAUGGUGGAAAUUUUGGGCCAGCGAAAACACUGAACAGAAUUCGAAUAGCACUAAAAUAGAUGAAACUAUGAAAACACAGGUUGCAGUCAGUGAUGUUCACUCGUCUAACGUCGAUGCUUCGAAGCCAGUGAAGUCAACUCAUUUGACCUUGGACGACGUUCCUGAUGAUGAAAUUAGUAAUAUGGUUAUGACAGGAGUAACUUCAACUGCUGCAACUUUUAUCCCGUUUUCGUUCCUAAUGUACAAAUAUAUUAAGCACCAGCGGGGUAAAUUCAAUGUAAAAGUUAAGGGAAUGAACAAUUUCAUGCUGUCUUUUACCUUGUUUGCGCCUUUGAUGUUCGGAGCUAUGACUGUGUCGACUGCGUAUGUUUUGCACAAGUAUGAGUUCGAGAAAAAGAGUACAACUAUGGGAAGAUUUAUGAGGCAGAAUAAGUACUAUGAUGAUUAUAUUGGUAUUUUGAUUUGGCCAUUGGAGAUCCCAAAACGACAUGCUGAAGGAGAGUGAGUUUUACUUUUGAUCUGAAGUCAUACAAGGAAUUUAUUGUUUUUAUUAGCAUUUUGAACUAGCUUUCUCCCUAUAAAAGAUGAAUUGCAAAUUGAUUUUUUAAAAAAUGAAAUCAUUUACAAUAACAAAAGGAUCAUAAAUUUCAGAGUUUGAUUUUUGUAUUUCAUGGAUGAUUCCACUGAAUCUUCGCUUCUAGUUUUGGAAGCAUUUUUUGGAGGCUCUCACAAACAUUUGCUGGAUUUGACUCUCCCCAUACUACCAGAAAAGUCUUAUUAUCUGUUGACAUUGCCUGCAACUAAAUGGCAUUGGCGAUCCAGAUGCAGUGCUUUGUAUUUUUCUCAGCGGAUUCCGAGAAAUCGUAAAUUCAAGAAACUUUUUCUAACGUCUUGUACUAACCUGGCUGAGUUAAUCGGGUUAAGAACUGACUUAGCUUCAUGUGAAAAGAUUCUAUAUUUCCACGAAAAUCAACUUGUGUAUCCUAGAAAAGCUGAAAAGGACCGAGACUAUCAGCAUUGUCACAACGAAAUAGUUUCGGCAUUAGCUGCUGAUAAACUAAUUUUCAACUCUAUGUAUAAUCAAUCAACAUUUCUGAACAAUUGUGAGCAAAUUCUGAACAAAGUUCCGAACACUGAAUUUCAACCAAUCAGGUUACAAAUCGAAUCAAAGUGCCGCGUAUUGCCUGUUCCUAUUGAUUUUGAUAAGAUUCCAAAACUGUCGAAAAAGAUGAACGAUGACAAAGAUGCUCUUCAUAUAGUCUGGCCGCAUCGAUGGGAGCAUGAUAAAAACCCUGAUCUGUUUAGAGAUAUUAUUUUAGAAUUGGAUGGUAAAAAUUGCGAUUUUAGGCUAUCAGUUUUGGGAGAGAAAACACUGACAGUACCUGAAUCGAUCUCUGAGAUUUGUUCCAAAAUUGGUCAUAAGUUACUUCACGCUGGGUUCUUAGAAUCAAAGGAAGAAUAUUUUCAAACACUCGCAGAAAGUGAUAUAGUUUUGUCCACAUCAAUUCAUGAGUUUCAGGGUCUAGCAGUUAUGGAAGCUAUUUUGAUGGGCUGCUUUCCUCUUUGUCCGAACCGUUUAGUAUAUCCCGAGUAUUUACCCGAGAAAUGUCUCUACAGUACAACAGCCCAAGCUGUAAAAUUUCUCACAAAUGCAUGUAGAAGUGCCAAUUCUUUUAGGAAGCGAAGCUUCAACAUUGAUCUAAGUCAUUAUAGUUUGAAAAAAUUAUCAAAGGAGUAUGUUCAAUUAUUAGAAUAAACGGAUUAUAGUUUAUUUUGGACUUUUAUUAGAAAAAGACGAGGUGAUGCUCAGAGUAUUCUGAAAUGUUGCAAUGAAAAUUAUUCGUGUCUCUUUCUUUUACGACCUAUGAUAUAAGCUUUGAUAUAAGUUUU
This is a messenger RNA of Symsagittifera roscoffensis, 2253 nucleotides long. RefSeq names its product glycosyltransferase-like domain-containing protein 1-like. The record is from RefSeq and is a predicted model, not a curated record. Bases 1034 to 2119 code for a protein of 361 amino acids. Lineage: Eukaryota; Metazoa; Xenacoelomorpha; Acoela; Convolutidae. The transcript has a single exon.